ACAAUACUUUUAGAGAGAGACACACAAUACUUUUAGAGAGAGAAACUUGAGUUUCCGCGUAUAGAGAUUACACGAUGGAAUUAAGAAGCCAACAAAAGCCCAACCAAAAAAAAAAAGAAAAGAAAAAAAGAAAAAGACGAUCCAUUUCCAUUUCCAUUUCUCUCCCAUGGGUUCUUUUUUUUUUUUUUUGCCCUCUUUUUUACGAGUUCACACUUGGUUUUCACACCAACCCACAUAUUAAAAAUUUUCCCUUUCUCUUUCUUUCCUCCGAAGACGAUCCUUUUUUUUUUCUCUCUCUCUUUCAGAUAUCUAUAUAAUUUUCUCGAGUUUUUGGUAGUCAUGGAAGGGCACCAUCCUCAUCAUCCCCUUCUUCACCUCCACCACCAGCAACAGCAACACCUGCAACACCCGCCGCCGCAUCUCCACCAGAAUCUACCCCUCGCCGCCGACCAAGCCGCCGCCGCCGACAGAUUCCCUCAAUGGAGUAUUCAAGAGACGAAGGAGUUCCUGAUGAUCAGAGCGGAGCUGGAUCAGGCUUUCAUGGAGACCAAACGCAACAAGCUCUUGUGGGAACUCACCGCCUCCAAAAUGAAGCAAAAGGGUUUCAAUCGCAGCGCUGAACAGUGCAAAUGCAAAUGGAAAAACCUCGUUACCCGUUAUAAGGGUUGUGAAACAAUGGAGCCAGAAAUCUCAAGGCAGCAGUUCCCGUUCUACACGGAACUACAAGCGAUAUUCGGAGCCCGAAUGCAACGGAUACUAUUGGCGGAGGCCGAGAGCGGCGGCAGCGGAUCGAGGAAGAAGACGACAACGAUGGCCGCACUAUCGUCCGACGACGACGAAGAAAACGACGACAGCGAGGGCGUCGCAGACACCAAAGUUAGCAGCAGAAAGAGGAAGAAGGCAAAAGCGGCAGCGACAGGCGGGGGCGGGAGCGGAAGCAGUAGCAUAAACCAUCUGAAGGAGAUACUGGAGGAAUUCAUGAACCAGCAGAUGCAAAUGGAGGUGCAAUGGCGGGAGGCGUUCGAGGCGAGGGAAAAAGAGAGGCAAAUUAGGGAAAUUGAAUGGAGGAGAAAUAUGGAAGCUUUAGAGCAGGAGAGAGUAAUGUUGGAGAGAAGAUGGAGAGAGAGAGAGGAGCAAAGAAGGACGAGAGAGGAAGCUAGGGCUGAUAAAAGAGAUGCCUUAAUCACAGCUUUGUUAACAAAGCUCUCAAGAUCAGAUCAUCACCACCAUAAUAUCUAGUACUGUAUACUACUUCUCUUUCUCUCAUAUUUUCAAGUUUUUUUUUUCAAUUUAUUAUUAAACUUCUCUUUUCCUUGAUUAUUUUGCAAUCAAUCCCUCUAGAUACUUGUUUUUUUGCCUCA
Messenger RNA from Momordica charantia (bitter melon), 1361 nucleotides. Its product is annotated as trihelix transcription factor GT-3b. The record is from RefSeq and is a predicted model, not a curated record. Lineage: Eukaryota; Viridiplantae; Streptophyta; Magnoliopsida; Cucurbitales; Cucurbitaceae.